Molecule: messenger RNA, 887 nt
Organism: Salvia hispanica
Lineage: Eukaryota; Viridiplantae; Streptophyta; Magnoliopsida; Lamiales; Lamiaceae
Product: RNA-binding protein
Source: RefSeq, a predicted model, not a curated record
CGUGAAGUAAGAAUCGAGAGGUGGAAAAUCAGAGAUGAGUUUUAACAAGAAUCCUCUUAGGCCAUAUGGGCAACGCUCCAUCACCUCUACUCCUCUCUUCCGCGCUUCCAAUCGGUCGAACGGUUGUGAGCAAAAUGCGGGAAUCAAAGCUCCGACACCAAAGGCUUCGCGCAUCUCGCUCUCCGAUUUCCUCAACAGGAAGCUGCACCGGAGUUCUGUGCUACCCACAUCAAUUGAGGGGACAGAGAUACCAUCUUCAUCUCCGUCAAGGGAUGUAAAAGGAGAAAGAGAGAAAAGUGAAGGAAGAGAAGGAAAGGGGAAGUCUCCAAUUAAGGGUGCGCUUGAUAUCAACAUGUUAAAGAACAUUAAGAGCGAGAGCAGUAGUGCGUUCAGAAAUACUUGCUCAACCAAUGGAAUAGAGAUCAUCGACGUUGAUGAUAUAGAGCCAACGAGAAAGAGAAAAUGUCUGUUUGAAGAUCAUGUUAAUAAGCAAACUGGUCGAAAGCGGGUGGUAGUCCUUGGAGAUGAUUCAAAACCACGAAAAAGUUCACCAAGGAAGGUUUUCACCAGUGGGGAAAGCAAACCUUAUUUUAAUCACUAUGAUAAUGGGGGUGGUUGGUGGGACGAGAAUAUGGCAGGCGUUGACAACGAAGAAGUCGGCUGCAAUGAUGUUUGGGAAGGAGUAGGCUGCACCACACUCGGGGGCAUUGAAUGGAAUUAGCAGCUGACGGUAAGACUCCUCGCUUUUGCACCUCGACUUUCUGUAUGAGUAGUACUAGUUGUUGUAUUAGUAGCAGUAGCAGUUAUAGCAUAUUUUAGACAUGUUUUGAGAAACUAUGCUCUUAAACUGAGUUGCAGAUUUUGUAUGGAAAUGGUUUACUCUGGUU